Messenger RNA from Hippocampus comes (tiger tail seahorse), 2676 nucleotides. It is a transcript of the gene vars2, whose product is annotated as valyl-tRNA synthetase 2, mitochondrial. Gene Ontology annotation, molecular function: aminoacyl-tRNA deacylase activity; ATP binding; valine-tRNA ligase activity. Gene Ontology annotation, biological process: valyl-tRNA aminoacylation. Gene Ontology annotation, cellular component: cytosol. The transcript has 20 exons. The record is from RefSeq and is a predicted model, not a curated record. The annotation marks the transcript as partial. Lineage: Eukaryota; Metazoa; Chordata; Actinopteri; Syngnathiformes; Syngnathidae.
UUCUCACUCUGAGCAUUGUUGAAAGACCAGUCGUCACUCUUUGUGUUCUGUCGUUUUUUUCAAACCAUUCAGGUGGAGAAAUAAUGGUCUCAACAACUCGUCCGGAGACUAUGCUGGGAGAUGUGGCCGUAGCUGUUCAUCCUGACGACCCUCGAUACCAGGACUUUCAUGGGAAGCAAUGCCGCCAUCCCUUCAAUGACAGAUUGUUGCCCAUCGUCACUGAUACAAUUGUGGCCAUGGAGCUCGGCACAGGUGCGGUUAAGGUGACGCCUGCUCAUGACCACACAGACUUCCUUUUGUCACAGAGACAUGUUCUGCCACGCCUCACUGUCAUUGGAGGAGAUGGGAAGAUGACUCCACUCUGUGGACAAUGGCUGGAGGGAGUGAAGCGUUUUGACGCCAGGCAGCUGGUAGUCAACGCUCUGGUUGAGAAAAAGCUGUUCAGAGGAAAGAAGGAGCACGCCAUGACCUUACCUAUUUGCAGCCGCUCAGGGGACGUGAUCGAGCCUCUUCUGAAGAAACAAUGGUUCGUCCGUUGUUAUGGAAUGGCUCAAAAAGCUAUACAGGCUGUUGAGGAUGGUCAUCUUCAAAUCACCCCUCACUUUUAUACUAAAACAUGGAAAAACUGGCUGUCCAACAUCAGUGACUGGUGCAUUUCCAGGCAGCUGUGGUGGGGGCAUCAGAUCCCAGCUUACAGAGUGGAGUUUCUGCACUCUGCGGACAAACAAGAGGACCAGUGGGUGUGGGGAAGUAACGAAGAUGAGGCCCGUCAGAGAGCAACUGUCAAAUAUGGAGUGAAACCACAGGACAUCAGUUUGACUCAGGACACUGAUGUUCUGGAUACCUGGUUCUCCUCGGCGCUGUUUCCUUUCGCUAUGUUGGGCUGGCCUCAACAGACUCAAGAUUUUCAGCGCUUCUACCCAAACUCCAUCCUGGAGACAGGCAGUGACCUAAUCUUCUUCUGGGUGGCGAGGAUGGUAAUGUUGGGUACGGAGCUGACAGGCCAGUUGCCUUUUAAACAGGUGCUACUUCACUCUCUGGUAAGGGAUAAACACGGUCGGAAAAUGAGUAAAUCGUUGGGAAAUGUCAUCGACCCCUUGGAUGUUAUCCACGGAGCUUCCUUGGAGAGGCUUCAGCAGAAAGUUAAAGAGGGGAACCUUGACCCGAGGGAGCAAGAGGUUGCCAUGGAAGCUCAGAGGAAAGACUUCCCGAAGGGGAUCCCUCAGUGUGGAACCGAUGCUCUGAGAUUUGCCCUUUGCUCUCACAAAAUGAUAGGAGAAGACAUUAGUCUAUCAGUGUCUUGGGUCCUGAGCUGCAGACAUUUCUGUAAUAAAAUGUGGCAGACGCUGAGAUUCACCCUCGGUGUGCUGGGCGACAACACUACUCCAGUGGGGAACCUGGAAGAGGUGUCUCAUUUGAGCAGUAUGGACCGGUGGAUCUGCUCCCGACUUUACAGCACUGUAGCACAAGUCGAGAAGGCCUUUGAAGAAUAUGAGCUGCAUGCUGUCACUGCUGCUUUGUACUCCUUCUGGAUCCACAAUCUGUGUGACGUCUACAUGGAGAGCGUGAAGCCUGUGCUACUCAAGCAAAAUGAAGGGUUGAAGCAUGAUGGCGGCAAAGUGAGACCAGCAGCAAGUGUCGUCCUCUAUCACUGCGUGUCCGCAUCUCUGGUCCUCCUCUCACCACUCAUGCCGUUCCUUACUGAGGAACUGUGGCAAAGACUCCAGCCGUUCAGAACUGAUGCUGCAGCCCAGGGGAGCCUGUGUCUCCAGCCUUACCCCCGCUCAUCCCAAAUGAAACACUGGCAUUUUCCAGAAGAGGAAAGAGAUUUCCUUCUGGUCCAGGAAGUGACUCGAGUGGCCCGCUCCCUUCGGGCUCAGUGUGGUUUAACCAAAGAAAAGCCCGCUAUGUGGGUGGUAUGUUCACCCAGUCAGGCCCAUAUUCUCCUUCAUUUUGGAUCUGCUGUUCCGACUUUGAGCCGAGUUUCCCGCUUCCAUAUCUACUGUCCCGAAGGAGCUCUACCCACCGUCUCUUCCACCCCCCCACCCAAAGGCUGCCUUGUCGGUGUUGUGGAUCACACGUGUCAGCUGCAUCUUCCUCUUCAGAGUGCCAUGAACAUUAACAAACAAGUGGCCCAGCUCACCCAACGUAGAAGCAAGCUUGUUCCCAAACUGGAUGAGAUCCUUUGCAAAAUCCAAUCUCCAGACUACUUGAUCAAGGUCCCAGCGCACGUACGGGAGCAGAUGGACAGUCAGAUGUCCGCUCUUCAGCAGGAGUUGAAGACUAUCGAGGACCAUCUUAAGUUGCUGCAAAUGACAGACCGUCCCACCGGCAGCUAUUCCAAUGAUGGUGUUGAUCAGUGUCAGACACAAAGUUCUUGAGGGGAUAUCAUUUAAAAGAACAACAAUCAUGGCAUAAUAGAAAUAAGUGUAGUUUAACCCUUUCAGGGACAGCGGUUACUACAGUGGACAUUUUACCAUGUUAUCAGAUUACAAGGUGCAUGAAAGGGUUAAGUAAUGGUCUUUUUUUUUUUUUAUGACAUUUUUACCAAUGGUGUCAUUUAUGUACUCUCAAUGUACCCUCUUCAACCAUUUGGAUUAUGUACACUAUGUGAUUGGACAGACCGAUGUUUGCAUUAUGCUUGUACGUAAAAAGACACACAAACCAACUCAAUGU